Messenger RNA from Anthostomella pinea, 1368 nucleotides. Lineage: Eukaryota; Fungi; Ascomycota; Sordariomycetes; Xylariales; Xylariaceae. The record is from the annotation of a GenBank genome assembly.
AUGAGACUGUCGUGGCCCAGAGCCAACGAUCGGAAACGCGCCAUACUGGGGAAGCCGACAACGACCAGGGUAGAUGGUGGCCUGACGUUCCCAGUCCGGAUCGUCAAUACAUCGUCUUGGGACAUCGAAUGCCAUCACUACUUGAUCAGUUCCGACUCCCUCGCAUGCCCGCCACGCAAAGUCCCCCAGCCCAUGUCAUGGAGCCCGGUGAAGACGGACACCGAUAGUGAUUUGCUGCAGUACUUCAAAGUCGUCGUUUCCGACUCUCUCACCACCGUCAGGCCAGAAAUGGCAACAUUGCGUGACGUUCUUAUGCCGAUGGCCCUGUCCAACGCACCCCUAUCAGAGGCGGUGCUGCAGUCUCUACUCGCACUCUCGUCGCUCCACCGACACGGCCUACAGUCCCAUGCGGCUCGAGCCAAGCUUUCUGCACUGUCUGCCUUGGCGACUUCGGCGAGGUCUGGAGUGGGCGCUCAUGAGGUGUCGCCGCAUGUGGCUGCUCUGAUGCUGCUGUGCUGUUUCGAGAUUCAAGAGGCGUCAGAUACCUCGAGCCAAUGGCUGCAUUAUGUCUCAAGUGUCAAGAGUCUACUCGGAGCUGUUCAACCGAACCUGCUUGGGCAAGACAGCCAAAUGGCCGUCUUAUUGUGUUGGGUUUCUUAUCAUGAUGUAAUGUCCAGGUUCAGUCUCCAUCAUUGGCGGACGCGCAGCUCAGCAAAAGAGAUGCUGCUUGGAGGUCUCGGCAUCCCGGCUCCACAGCCCGACACAUCCAGAGCCUUGAUGACCUCGUCGACCAGAUUCCCAUGCGUGGCCAUGCUAAAAAUGGCAGCAGAGAUCUUCAACGUAGUCCUGGAACCAGACGAGGCGCGAAGUCGCGGCAUCGACAUCCAGAACCUCCUCACGGUCCUCGAGCAGAAGCUCACAAGCUUCCCGCUCCCCGCCGAGCCCGCCGUAGACUCAGCCCAUGGGGGACGCGCAAUGCUGUCGGAGGAUCUCGCCACAAUGGCCAUCUUCCAACUGACGCUGCUCGUGUACCUCGAGCGCGCCGCGGGCGGCCCGCCUGCACAGUCGGGGAAGAUGAAGUCGCGGCUCAAGCGCGCCUUCGCCAUGUUCGCGCGGCUGGAGACUUUUCAGAGGCAGUUCCCCCUCCUGAUCCUGGGCUGCGAGGCGCGGACCGACGCUGAUCGGAUCGUGGUGCUCGAUCUCAUCGCGCGGACGGAGCGGGACACGGGUGUCAGGAGCCUGCAGGGCACGAAGGCGCUGCUACAGUCUUUUUGGGCCCAGGACGAUCUGGCGGAGACGGGGGUGGCGUAUAUUGAUAAGUUCAAUGCUGUUUUCAGCUCUAGCGAUAUUUUGCCGGCUUUUGUCUGA